GCUUUGGGGCGCAGUCCAAGUGGAGUACGCGCGUGCUCGUCCUGCUGCUUUUGCCGGUCUUGCUCGCCUGCAUUCUGCUUCACGCACUCGUCCGAGGGGUCGUCAACGGUCUCUUGUCGUCCAUUCAUCUCGCGUGGCGAUGGACACGUGUUCUCGUGCGACAGACGUGGCGCGCUCUUCGGGCCAUCUAUGCCUUUGGGCUGGCGACCGCUGAUGCCGUGGUGGCCACGAUACGAGCUGUCGCAGCAUGUUUUCUUCACAUUUUCGCUGAGAUCAUUCCGGAUGGUGUCACCUACCUCCGCGUCUCGUGCCUCUCGGGGCUGCUCUCGGCGGUUCUUUUCGCCGAACGUCUCCCACGAUGCUGCUACGACGGCAUCUGGCGCUGCCUUUGCGUCCUUCGCCAUCUUCGGUUCCGUCGACUUGGACAAGUCAUCCUGACCGUCGCGGAAGCGGCGUAUCCCGUUCUCGCUGCCGGCGCCGACAAAGUGCUCGACGGACUCGUCGCAGUCAAGCGCUGCAUCGAAGCAGCUAUUGCCUGCCUUCGGAUGCUCACCGCCUCGGCAUGGUGCUGGGCGACAACCACCGCACUUUGCCUCGUCCAUACCCUCAUCCACCGCGCGCAGGCGAUGCUCGCUUGGCUUGGCAACGUCGGCUAUGAUCUCUGCAUGCGUAUCGUGUUGCCACGGCUGCAGUCGCUCGCGGUGGCCGCCUGCACAGUUCUCGAACGCACCUACGCAUGGCUCCAACGCGCUCCACGACGGCUCUACACCGUGUGUAGCAUCCUUGUUCGAAAGCUCAUCUCGCCAUUCUUGCAAGGUUUCUACUGCGUCCUCUACCAAGCCGUGGACAUCACUUGCACCGUGCUCCUCAUAUUGGAUCACAAGCUCUAUAUUCUCCUCCUCCUCAUGCGCGAUGCCAUUUUGCGUCCGCUCGCACGUGUGAUGCAAACCACGGCCCGCUACGUCGGUCGCACGGUACGGCGGGUACUGGCUCGCAUCGCCUGCCCCCUCCAGCGUCUCUUGAAAGCCACGGCCACCGCACUCGGGCGUCUGUGGCGCUGCCUGGUCGCCAAGGCCCUGCGAUGUCUCGACGUUCUUGUCGCCACAAGCCUUCGCAUCAUCGCCCGCUGCGUCCGAGCGUUCUGGCGUCUCUGGCGCGGUUUGCACUCCCUUGUCGUCGGGCUUCUCGAUUUUGUUUUCCGCCUUCUCCUUGUCUGCAAGAAUGUGUGCACGUCGCCGCCCAUGAUGGCGCUGUAUGCGUCGGUGAAGGCACUCCUUGCGGUCUUCUACGCGUCGCUAAUGGCGUGCCUUGCAGCAGUCUACGCGUCAUCGUUGGAUUGUCUUUCUGCUGUCUACACUGCGAUGCGGUCUGCGGGCGCCUGGGCGUCGACGGUCACGGUAGCAACGUGGCAAGUGGCAGUGACGACGGCUGAAUCGGUGGCGCACGUCACAUCGGUCAUUGUACGGCAGCUCCUCGACGUCGUCUCCGCCAUCGUGUUCGCGGCGGUGCAAGUGGCCUAUGAUGUGGCUGGUGAAGUCCAGCGCAUGAGCUCUUUUGGAUCCAAGGCACCGUAGCUCAUUCACGUAGCCACUGGAACCUAUUUAUCAUGAGCACAAAGUAGUAUACAUUGAUUUAGACUUUC
Saprolegnia diclina VS20 is the source of this 1642-nucleotide messenger RNA. RefSeq lists its product as hypothetical. Bases 546 to 1574 code for a protein of 342 amino acids. The record is from RefSeq and is a predicted model, not a curated record. The transcript is spliced from 2 exons. Lineage: Eukaryota; Oomycota; Saprolegniomycetes; Saprolegniales; Saprolegniaceae.